Cynocephalus volans (Philippine flying lemur) is the source of this 2544-nucleotide messenger RNA. RefSeq names its product basic proline-rich protein-like. The record is from RefSeq and is a predicted model, not a curated record. The coding region runs from base 1 to 2544 and encodes 847 amino acids. The transcript is spliced from 8 exons. Lineage: Eukaryota; Metazoa; Chordata; Mammalia; Dermoptera; Cynocephalidae.
AUGGCGUGGGGGUCGUGGGGGCAUGGCGUGGGGGCGCGGGGUCGGGGUCGUGGGGGCAGCCGGGCCGCCUGCGCUGCCCAGCCUCGGUGCAGCCCCUGUCACCCGCCCUGCGACCGCGGCAGGACGGCUCCUUGGCUGCAGCCGCACGUGCCCAGCGCCCCUUCCAGACGCUUCCGAGGGCGCCGCGCGUGCGCAGCCCCGCGGCUCGUCGGUGCUGGUGCCGUCGCUGUCCCCCCGCCUCAGGCACAGGUGACCAGCGUGAGGCCAGCGCGUGCCCGAAUCGGGGCAGGGCAGCAGGGUGUGGUCUGUGCUCAGAAGCUUCUAGAAAUUGUGAUGGUGCCCCGUGUGCCCCCGAUUGUCCCCGACCUCCCUCCCCCACUCACUCCGUACCUAGGACUCAACAGCCAAACUGAAAUGCAGGCGGACACGGUGCGUGGGACCCUCAAGCUCAGGGCUGAGCUCGGGGCUGUGCGCUUCGUCACUGCUGCUGCCGAGCGCAAGCAGCGCAAGCCUCCUGACUCUCCAGCCCGCGCUAGGUUCUGCCCGCCGAGCCGGCCUUGCGACCCGCGAGGGCUGAAGGUGAAGGGCACGGUUCCUGCGGAGGCGCCCCGCUCCUGUCGCGAGCUGCCGUCGGAAAUGCCUGUCGUCACCUGCUCCGCCAGCGGCCCCUCGCCACCCUGGGAGGCCCCCAAGGACGAAGAGAGGAGGAAGUGGAGAAAAAGAACCUCAUUUCAAAGAGGCAAAGUGGUUGUACUAGAAGAUCGGAAAAGCAGCGCGCGGAGCGAGCAGGUGCCCGAGCGCAAGGCAGUGCCCUCUGCCCUGCCACCUGUGCCCUUUGCACCUGCGGCCGAGGACGCCGUGCAUCCUGUGGGAAGACCUUCACCACGCUUCUUCCAGGAGCACGCAGGGGGCCAGACAAAGCCUCCUGCUCCUCCUCCUCCUCUUCCUCCUCCUCCUUCCCCUCCACUUCCUCCUCCUCCUGCUCCUCCUCCUCUUCCUCCUCCUCCUUCCCCUCCACUUCCUCCUCCUGCUCCUCCUCCUCCUCCUCCUUCCCCUCCACUUCCUCCUCCUGCUCCUCCUCCUCCUACUCCUCUUCCUCCUCCUCUUGCUCCUCCUCCUCUUCCUCCUCCUCCUUCCCCUCCACUUCCUCCUCCUUCUCCUCUUCCUCCUCUUCCUCCUCCUCCUCCUCCCCCUCCACUUCCUCCUCCUCCUGCUCCACCUCCUCCUGCUCCUCCCCCUCCUCCUCCUCCUUCCCCUCCUGCCCCUCUUCUUCCUCCUCCUCCUUCCCCUCCACUUCCUCCUCCUCCUGCUCCUCCUCCUCCUCUUCCUCCUCCUCCUUCCCCUCCACUUCCUCCUCCUCCUGCUCCUCCUCCUCCUCUUCCUCCUCCUCCUUCCCCUCCACUUCCUCCUCCUGCUCCUCCUCCUCCUCCUCCUUCCCCUCCACUUCCUCCUCCUGCUCCUCCUCCUCCUACUCCUCUUCCUCCUCCUCUUGCUCCUCCUCCUCUUCCUCCUCCUCCUUCCCCUCCACUUCCUCCUCCUUCUCCUCUUCCUCCUCUUCCUCCUCCUCCUUCCCCUCCACUUCCUCCUCCUGCUCCUCCUCCUCCUACUCCUCUUCCUCCUCCUCUUGCUCCUCCUCCUCUUCCUCCUCCUCCUUCCCUUCCACUUCCUCCUCCUGCUCCUCCUCUUCCUCCUCCUCCUUCCCCUCCACUUCCUCUUCAUCCCGCUCCUCCUCCUCCUCUUCCUCCUCCUCCUUCCCCUCCACUUCCUCCUCCUCCUCCUCCUGCUCCUCCUCCUCCUGCUCCUCCUCUUCCUCCUCCUCUUCCUCCUCCUUCCCCUCUACUUCCUCCUCCUCCUGCUUCUCCUCUUCCUCCUCCUCUUCCUCCUCCUCUUCCUCCUCCUCCUCCUGCUCCUCCUCCUCCUCUUCCUCCUCCUCCUUCCCCUCCACUUCCUCCUCCUCCUCCUCCUCCUACUCCUCUUCCUCCUCCUCUUGCUCCUCCUCCUCCUCCUUCCCCUCCACCUCCUCCUCCUCCUCUUCCUCCUCCUCCUGCUCCUCCUUCUCCUCUUCCUCCUCCUCCUUCCCCUCCACUUCCUCCUCCUCCUCCUCCUGCUCCUCCUCCUCCUGCUCCUCCUCUUCCUCCUCCUCCUUCCCCUCUACUUCCUCCUCCUCCUGCUCCUCCUCCUCUUCCUCCUCCUCUUCCUCCUCCUCUUCCUCCUCCUCCUCCUCCUGCUCCUCCUCCUCCUUCCCCUCCACUUCCUCCUCCUCCUACUCCUCCUCUUCCUCCUCCUCCUUCCCCUCCACUUCCUCCUCCUCCUGCUCCUCCUCUUCUUCCUUCUCCUCUUCCUCCUCCUCCUUCCCCUCCUGCUCCUCCUCUUCCUCCUCCUCCUGCUCCUCCUCCUCUUCCUCCUCCUCCUCCUUCCCCUCCUCUUCCUCCUCCUCCUCUUCCUCCUUCCCCUCCUGCUCCUCCUCUUCUUCCUGCUCCUCCUCUUCUUCCUCCUCCUCCUUCCCCUCCUCUUCCUCCUCUUGGUCUUGCUAUCAGCCAGUAG